Symbiodinium necroappetens is the source of this 3657-nucleotide messenger RNA. The record is from the annotation of a GenBank genome assembly. Lineage: Eukaryota; Dinophyceae; Suessiales; Symbiodiniaceae.
AUGUUGAUCCUGUCGCCAAUCCAAGAGCACUUGGCUCACGGUGGACCGGCGCUCAUACUUCCCGCUCAUUCUGCAGCCGGGGGCAUGCCGCAUCGUCCAGUGCCGAUCUCACGAUGCUGGCAGGAGGUUGAAACUCCGGACAAGCUGCCACGCCCUUUGAAGCGACAAGAACAAGGCUGCCCUCAUGAAUCGCUGAAGCGGGGGCAAGAGCUUCCGCUCUCGGCUCCUUUCCCGGCCGAAGACCACAGGUCUUGCAAAGGCACGCUUUGCGACGUGGCCCUAGUCGAAAGCCUGGCAUUGCUGAAGGUUUCUGACAUGUUGCCUGCUGCUGCGGCUUGUGUAGCCUGGCGUCGUCUUGUGGAUUCCACGGAGCUGUGGCAUAUUGCUUCGCCACGCCUUCGUGUGAUGGACCGCAUAGUGUGGAAGAGCAAGAUCUGCGAACGCAGAUCUCGGGGAUCCAUGAGAUCCGGCAUACUUCUCGGAACUCGCAAACAGGAAGUGGCUGUUCGAUGUGUCAAUCUUAGGCACAUGAACGCCUCGUGCGAUGAUGGUUUGGUACCUAGCGUUGUUCGAGAGGUGGCAUUUUUGCAAAGCCUGGCCCGGAUGCGGCACAGCUCCUUCGUGCGACUUCUGGAGGUGGAGGUGACGGGUGACUGGGUCCACAUCGUGAUGACCAAAAUGGCAAGAUCGUUCCAAUUCUGGGCCUCCUGCUCGCCCACGCUUCCUGAGAUCCGUGAUUUUUUCAAGCAGUUGCUGGAGGCUGUGGCAUUUUUGCAUGCAAGAGCAUGGGGCCUUUGUGAUUGGAAGGGCGCGCCUUCCAACUGUAGACCCAUAGUUGACGCCAUGGCUACGUCAAGGUUGCCCCUCCUUUUUGCUGGGGUGGCUUUGGCACAGUCUGACACUGACGGCCAUCUUCGUCACAAAGUGGGCAAAUCCAGCCAAGUGGAGAUGGCUUUACUUCUGCUCCUAUCAGCCGUUUUGGUCUUCGGCAUCUUCUUAUAUCAGAGAUUUGUCCGUGACAGGGACAGAGUGGCUGAGGAGGAUCUAGAGAGAAUCAAGACCACCGACAAGUGCUUGAAAGCAAUCCUGAAGAAUUUCAGCAUCCAGAAACUCGAGGAGAACAGAUUCCGCGGCAUCACCAAGAAGCUGCAGACCGCAUCUCUGGAGUUCAAUAGCAUCUCUUGCAGCGUUUUGGCCGGCAGCGAGCAGAGACCAAUCCUUGACGAGAUCUCCGGAAAAUUCGAGGCUUACCACCUCUCGGCCGUCAUGGGUCCAUCUGGCUGCGGCAAGAGUACCCUUCUCGAUGUUCUAACAGGGAAGAAGAAGACAGACUCCAAAUGGACCGUCAAAGGCGACAUCCUCAUAAACAACCAGAAGAUCGACAUUGAGACGAUCAAGCCGAUCAUCGGCUUCGUCCCACAGGACGACGUGGUCCAUGAAGGGCUGACAGUCCGAGAGAACAUCUUCUUCUCCGCAGCGAAGCGCAUGCCGGCUCACACCUCCCGUUCGAGGCUCCGGGCGAUCACCAAUGAUGUUCUCCAGGUGCUUCAGCUCGAGCCAAAGCAGAACUUGCUGGUCGGCAACCGCACGCGAACCGGAGAGGGCUUGAGUGGUGGCCAGAAGAAGCGUGUCAACGUCGGCAUCGAGCUGGCCGCUUGUCCGACGAUUCUCUUCUUGGACGAGCCCACCUCCGGCCUGGAUGCAACGGCUUCGUUGUUGCUUGUCCAGCAGCUCAAGAGAAUGGCAAGACUUGGUGUGACCAUCGUCAUGGUGAUCCAUCAGCCGCGCUAUGACCUUUUCACUUUGCUUGAUGAUGUCUUACUGCUGGGAACUCUCGAGAAAAUGGGCGGUCGCCUUGCCUACAUGGGGCCGACCGUGCAGGCAAAGGAGCACUUCCAAGCCUUAGGUCUGGACAUGCCGGCGAAUUGGAAUCCGGCAGACUGGAUGAUGGACAUACUUAGCGGGCAGAAUUUGGACCAGAGCAACUGCAGGAUUCCAAUCUCAGAAAUACCUGCUGCGCUUUUCCAGAGGUGGAACGAACUACCUGUGCCACAAGGAAAAGUUACCUUUCGUCGAGGAAUGAGUGCCUACGACAAGGCAGACAACGACGAAGAGUUCCAAAUGAUUCACCAACAUUGCAAGGAUGCUUGGAGUGCAGUUGCGCCGCCACACGUUCGACUUGAAGCAGACGGAUUUGCGCAGGUCCUCAAAAGUUGCCUGGGGGCGAUCCCAGAGCCUGACAUUGUGAGCGGCAUCAUGAAGCGGGCAUCUGCGUACGAGACCCGGCACAACAGCAGCCUCUACCUGAACGACGAAUCUUCUGGGCAACCGUACAUAACCAUGCGAGCCUUCAGCAACUAUUUGGUUUCCUUCAGAGGCCUAACUUUGAAGGAUGACGCGCGAAGAAGAGGACCAGGUGACAGUACCGACACUGACACUGGCGACUCGUCCAGCUCAGGGAGUGAGGAUUCUGUGGACGAGGAGCGGUGUGGCAUAUGCCCUGGGCUUCUUCGAGACAAAUCAAAGCCACUCCUGGCUGAUGGGCUUCGGCGGACCCAGCCUGGGUUCUGCGGCCACUUGAACUGCACGGUGCAGACGUCCUUGAUAUCUUUCUGGCGCACCAUGGGCAUCAAAAUGCUAUUCCUGGUGGUUAUGAUAUUUGCGGCUGGAUUUUUAGGUGUAAUGGAUGUCGUUGUGUUCAAGACACCGAGAUGGAGUCCAACUGGAUUCCUGAAUGUACAGAUUGCCUUGGCGCUGCUGGUGUCCGUCUAUUCUUUGCAGCUCUUCAGCCUCGACCAGGAGAUGUAUUGGCGUGAGGCCAGUCAUGGGCUCAAUCGAGCUUCGUUCUUCUUGGGACGGACCUUAGUGCAAACCCUCGAUUGGGCGCUGCUGACAUUCGUGUAUGUCAGCAUGUACUACUGCAUUGAGGAGUUUUGUGAGCUGCCUCCCCUGCUGACCGGUCGCGAAGUGCAAGCAUUCCUUGAGCCCUUCGGGUUCUUGGCCAACACUCCGCUUGACUGGCAGAAGGGUCCACUUCCUGAGCUGCGGAUCAUCAUCGCCGGUCAUAGCUCUUCUGGACGGCAUCUCUUCUACAAUGUCGAAUGCACCCUUUGGCGGGCAAGUCAUGCAGGUGCAGGUUAUGCGCACAAGACGGAGGACGCCUCGUUGACCGCCCAACCCUGGUUAGCCUGGCGGGCAUCGAGACGGCUCGCCCACCUACGACAAGGGCUCCACGACCUGGUGAAAAGUCAUCUUGGCAGCAGCUACAAGACCUACUUUUGCCAUGUGCCCUUCGCCCAGAGAUUCAGGCUUGUGCCACCGAUUGUUGCAGCUAAUGCUCUUAGGGUCCUGGGUGCACCGAACCUCAAGGACUCCGAGUUGCCAGGCGUGGAUUUCUUUGACCUGUCGAUCUCGGAAAACACAGAGAUCCCGGAGGAGGGCGCCGAGAGCCUUACGACCCGUUCCUCGGACAAUCUGCCAUCGUCGUCCCCGAGUGCCACACCAGAAAGCGCGAUGCUGUCCCCAGUGCAAGUGGAAGCACCGCGACGGCGGCAAGUGGAUCGGGUCUCGGACAUACAGCUGCCCGGCCUUGAGGACAGUGACAGCGCCUCGCUUCCGGACGGGUUGACCCCCGGUGAACUGGGUACCUUACACUAA